GAGAGUCAAGUGUGUAUAAAGGUGAAAUAAUAGCUUAAACAAAUCAAUGUCAACUCGUGAUCGCUGGGAAAAAGCAAAUGGAAAAUGGCAAACUGAAAAAUGGUAAAUGGAAAAUGGCUAACAAGAGGCGUCGUGGAAAAUAUGAUCGUUGGCCCAUGUUGUCAGCUCUUAACGGCGGAGCAAAUCCUCUUUGAGUCGCGGCCGGCAGCCUUUGAAGCCAGAAAAAUGGAACCAAGUGUCACUGGAAGUCAACAGUUUGUGAGACAUGGUUUUUCCUUCACAUUCACAGAUCUCUUGCUAGUGUUUUCGUUGCGGAUUAUGGAUUUGAAGAAAGAAGAAGAGAGAGUGAUCUCUGGGCAGGAAGUGCGCCCUGAAUUGCCGCCAAUUGAGGCCUUUUUAUAA
This is a messenger RNA of Drosophila kikkawai, 402 nucleotides long. The record is from RefSeq and is a predicted model, not a curated record. Lineage: Eukaryota; Metazoa; Arthropoda; Insecta; Diptera; Drosophilidae.